AUGGAAGCUCUGGCUCUAGCUCCAGCCCCAGCUCUGGCCCCUCAUACGCCACAUGAACCGUUGAACAAUUUGGUGCGUUGGCCAAUAACUGAGGACCUUAGGGAGGCAUUAACUAGGAUAGGUUUAGGAUUCUUUGAACGUUUUAAGUUCCAAAUGAGGUUGGAUUGUACCAUGGUAAACGCUUUGCUACGACACUAUGAUCGUAAUUUAAAGUGUUUUACCUUUAAUGGCUAUUCACUCUAUUUUAGUUUAGUAGAUGUCCUUCUCAUCACUGGUAUGCCAAUUGACGGUAGACCGGUUAUUGGCAGGAUAGGGAAAACAGAAACUUUAUUUUUGAAUGCUUUUGGUAUCAAUCCUCCUCCAGAGUCUUUGGAUGGAGGGAGGAUUAGGCUUAGUUGGUUAAGAGAAAAUUAUAGCAAUAACCCAGUACGUCCAGAUGAGGAUGGGUGGGCACACUAUCUUAGAGCCUAUCUCAUGUAUGUCAUUGGGUCAUAUAUAAUACCCGAUGACUGCACUGGGUUAGUUUCUGCCCAGUAUUUGGGGCUCUUGGACAAUCUUCAGGAGGUUGGCAGCUAUGCGUGGGGCGCAGCUGCAUGGGCGAGCUUGUACAAUUCUUUGGAUCGAGGAAUUGUAAACGGCUUGGCAUACGCUCUCAUGGUUUUUGCCCUAGAGCAUAUAAAGCCACUACGCAUAAAGCUGAUAGGGGAGACAGUGGAUCUCCCGAUGGAGUGUCCAUUAAUGGUGCCAUGGUCCCACCUUCUCCAUAAACGCUUGAAUGGGAACACAGUUCCCAAUUUUGGAUCCUAUAUGGAAAUUCUGGGGAACGCAACUGAUGAAAAUUUCAUACAGCAGCCUUAUCAGAGGCUUAGCCAUACUCUUCUAGGGGAGGGUUAUGAGCGUUAUGCCCUUCAGCUGGCUAAGGCAUGUUCAGUCACUCUGUGCAUCAAUUAUCACAUAGUUGUCCCUCACAAACCAAACAACUAUGCUAGGCAAUUAGGUUUUGAGAAUGUAGACCUAGAUUCGAUACCAGAGCUUCCUGAUGUGGUGGUUGAAGUAAGGAAGAAGGGGCCAAAGAAAGAUUUAAAUCUUGUUGACCACGGGCACUCUCCCCUGUACAUUAACAGCUGGGUUGGCAGGUUUCCUUUGAGAGGGCUGCGGAUAGCUGGUUUAGUAGGUCCUCCAUACGCUGUGGAAUUGCCGGCGCAUGACGCGCAUGACGUGCCUGUGCAUGCCCUUCAUGACAACCCACAACUGCCCCCCCACGACGAGCAACUACAGACCCUAAAACCUAAACCCAGGAAGAGAAGAAGAAGGGAAGUUCUGCAACCUAGUUCUACUGCUGUCCCGUCAGCAUCUCACCAGGCAGAGCCCUCCACCUUGCCUGCACCUGAACAGCUGUCUUGUGUUGAGGAACCGGAGGGUUCACAAUUUGUUGACAGAGAUACGUUUGAGAAUGCUGAUGCUGCAACAUCUCCAUCAUGCAAUCCUCCACUUCUGGCAUCUCAAGAUCAACAAUCUGAUGCAGCACCAGUAGAAGUUGCAGAAGCGGCAACACCGCCAGUCUUCAAUUCAUCGCCUUCCAUAGCUACCAACUUAGAAUCUGAAAACAACCCAUCAUCACAGUUGCUUCAAACCCCAAUUGGUUGGCCUCCUGAUGGCGAGCUCACCCUCAACUGGGUCCAAAACCUCAUGUCAGUCUUCGACUGGGCAUCUAGAAAUCUUAAGCCGGCCCAAUUGCCAGACAUGUUUCCUGUUGAGGUUUUUGAUAGUUUGGUCAUUUGUGCCACCCAGAUCCUCCACAAAGAGGCCAAUUGCGUCACCAUUGACAACUUAGCCUCAGAAUCCACAGUUGUUGUCGUCGGAGACCUUCACGGGCAGUUGCACGACCUUCUUUUCCUUCUCCGUGAUGCUGGCCUUCCCUCAGAAAAUCGAUUCUUUGUCUUCAAUGGAAAUUAUGUUGACAGAGGUGCUUGGGGUCUUGAAACUUUCCUAAUUGUGUUAGCUUGGAAAGUGUUCAUGCCAAAAAGGGUGUAUCUUUUGCGAGGAAAUCAUGAAUCAAAGUAUUGCACUUCUAUUUAUGGUUUUGAGAAGGAAGUGUUGACAAAAUAUAGUGAUAGAGGCAAGCAUGUGUAUCGUAGAUGUCUUGGGUGCUUUAAAAGUCUUCCUUUGGCUUCCCUCAUUGGUAAACAUGUGUACACUACACAUGGAGGUGUAUUUCGCCACAUCCCUGUGAUCCCCAAGAAAUCAAAGGGAAUGAAGAGUCGUAGGAUGGCUUUCAAUCCUGAAUCCAAUUCAUUAUCUUUGGGAUCUUUUGAAGAACUAAAUAAGGCUAGAAGAUUAGUUCUUGAUCCUUCAUGGGAGGGUUCCAACUUGAUUCCCGGCGACGUGAUGUGGUCGGAUCCUUCAACGACUCCGGGUCUCUCUUUUAAUAUCGAGAGAGGAAUUGGUUUGAUAUGGGGUCCUGAUUGCACUGAUAAUUUUCUCAAGAAAUUUCAACUGAAGUUGAUUAUCAGAUCGCAUGAAGGCCCUGAUGCACGAAAAAAGAGACCAAGUCUUGGUGGAAUGGAUGAAGGGUACACCAUCGAUCACAUUGUGGAGUCAGGAAAGCUGAUCACUUUGUUUAGUGCUCCAGACUACCCACAAUUUCAGGGGACAGAAGAGAGGUACAAAAAUAAAGGGGCUUACAUUAUCUUGGAACCCCCUAAUUUUGAUGAUCCUGUAUUUCAUAGUUUCGAAGCAAUUACUCCAAGACCAAAGGCAGAUCCCUUUUACAAUUUUGAAGAUGUGACUGAUGCUGAUGAAGAGUUGGGCUUGGCAUCAAUGGUGACCAGUUCGUGA
Messenger RNA from Prunus armeniaca (apricot), 2838 nucleotides. The record is from the annotation of a GenBank genome assembly. Lineage: Eukaryota; Viridiplantae; Streptophyta; Magnoliopsida; Rosales; Rosaceae.